GUGAAUUUCGAGAACGAAUGGACGCAAGCGAACGGCAAAUAAGCUUGAUAAAUGAAAAUCUAGCAAAGCUAUCACUACGAAUGGAUGAUAGCGACAGGAGGGUGGAAAAGUUAGAGGCGCGCCUGCAAGUAUUGGAGAGGCAAGUUGCUGAGAAAUCUGAACAGAAUAGCCAUGAACUAAUAAGAUCUGUUGAAAACCUAAAAAUGGAGUUAAACGACCGCGACCAAGAUAUUCUUCUCAAUGACAUCGAGAUUUCAUCUGUACCGGAGUUAAAAGGAGAAAAUCUACCUCAUAUAGUGAUGACAUUAGCCAAUAAACUGGGAGUUUCCUUGGCCGCCCAGGAUGUAAUGAACGUAUCCAGAUUGGGACCAUCACUUGAGACAGCCGCUGCUCUCUCCGGAUCUGAAGUGGAACCUCGGCGUCCCCGCCUAAUUUUAGUUCGACUGGCGAGGAAAGCUGUACGUGAUGAGUUGCUGCAAGCGGCCAGGGUGCGACGGGGUAUCACCACCGCUGAUACUGGAUUACCAACUAGGCGCUUCUACGUAAAUGAGCGGCUCACCAAAUUAAAUCGCCACCUCUUCCGUCGAACACGUGAGGCAACCAAACAGCACAACUGGAGAUUUGCUUGGACGCGGGAAGGCAAAAUCUUCGUACGGCAACAUCACGAGCCAAAUUCUCCGCGAAUACGCAUUCGCACGGACAAAGACCUAAUCAGGGUUUUUGGCCCUGAAGCAGUUGGUUCUGAAAAACUCGCUUGAUACCAAAUGUCAAUAUCACUAUUUUGUAAAAUUCCAAAUUCAAUUAUUAGAUAGGUUUUCUAAAUUUUUUGAGGUUACUAGUUUUGUAUUUUGUUUAUAUGUACCUGAACUAGUGUUAUUAGAUAGAAUAAGCAUAAUCUUAUCGCAUUGUAAUAUUGAAUGUUCGAAUAGUAUUAGAUUACAUUACCUAACAAGCCCUCUACAAUACUUGUGGCAGAUCCAAUACAAUUUUCUUUUUUCUAUGCAUGUUAAUACUUUAAAUAGCUGUUUUUAUUGUCAAAAACAUUAUUGCAUGAUUCUUCUCCUAGCAUAUAAGCAAAAAUUGCUCAUACUCGUAUUUCCUCAACACAUUCGUAAACAAAUUUGUAAAUUGCAUGUGGAUAAGCUUUUAGUAAAUUAUAAGUUGUUACUUGAGGAUAUAUUUAUACAAAUAACUACCGAUCACAAAUUAAAAACAGGUCGUAAUGUCGUUUCUAGAUUGUUCCAUAAUUUUUUAUUUAUACAAAUUCGAUAGUACCAAUACAUUAAUUGAAAAUAUAGACGGGUUUGACAUAACCACAGGCGUGACUUGUGAACCAGAAAACUGUAUUAAGUAUCUAGAAUCGCAUAAGGACUAUUUGAAAGUUUUACAGCAAAAUAUACGUAGUAUCAACUAUAACUUUGAUGAGCUGAACUUACUAUUAGCCAGACUCAAAUGCCCUGUAGAUGUGAUAGUGCUCUCGGAAUGCUGGCUUUCUUGUGCUACGAAUGCACAAUUACCGAUACUUCAGGGAUAUCAGUCUCACAAAACAAUUAAUAAUUAUAACAAAAAUGGUGGAUUGGUAGUCUAUAUAAGCAAUAGUAUGAACUGUACAGUAACCGAAACGGAUCUCUUGGAAGGAACCGGAUUAAUCAUAAAAAUAGGAACUGACACAGUCAUAGUGGCGAUUUAUAGAUCCCCCAGUUUUGUAAACGUAGACAAGUUUGUUAAUGCGCUUAACUUGUUAUUGGGUACUUUGUCAUCAUACAAAAAUAUAAUGGUGGUAGGAGACAUUAAUAUUAACUUACUGGACAACUGUGAUGAUACACUGGCAUACCUGGAUGCAGUUGCUCUUCACGGUCUACACCCUGCAACUAAUACACUAACUAGAGAAAAUUCUUGUCUAGAUCACGUCAUUUUAAAAACCAGACUGACAUCAUAUACAUUUACUUUAAAUACAACCAUAACUGACCAUAAUUCUGUACUAUGCUGUAUCAAGAGAAAUCAAAAGAGUCCUAAACACAAAUCGUACCUGACCAAACUCAAAAUAAAUUUUGAAAGUCUCAAAUCUGAUUGUGGUAAUUAUAAUUUCGAUAAAAUAUACAUGGAAAGUGAUUUGAAUAUGGCUACCGAUACAUUAAUAGAAAUUCUCUCAAUGCUAAUAACCAAAAAUUCAAUAAAAAUAAUAAUACCUAGGAGCAGGAUUACCAUAAAACCAUGGAUAACUCCUGGCUUGUUGCGAUGUAUUCGUACAAGAGAUAGGAUGCACCAGAAAUUACGCACAAAACCAAAUGAUAGCGUAUUGCAAGUUUCCUAUAAAAGGUAUAGAAAUUACUGCAAUAAUUUACUUAAACGACUAAAGAAGCAAUAUGAAAGAGACCAGUUAUUCAUGAAUAAAAACAAUGCAAAAAAACUAUGGGCUACUAUUAAGACUAUAACAAAUACAAAUGCGAGUAAAAACGUACCUCUACAGCUUCUGACCACUGAUGUUGACCAAGUGACUUCAAUCAACAACGUAAACGACUAUUUUGCUACUAUAGGCAAACAACUGGCUGACAAAAUUCCCACGUGCACACCUUCAACAUCAAACUUAACACAUUCUAUUUUAAACUCACUCGUACUUUUGCCAACCGAUGACGAAGAGGUUAAAGCAUGUAUACAAAAUCUAAAAAGCGAUUGUUCUCCAGGUUGGGACGGAGUUGGUGCCGAGGUACUAAAGGCCAUUUCUGAAACCAUAGCACCUGUAAUUACAAGUAUAAUAAAUCGUUGCCUUGAGGCAGGCGUUUUUCCCAAUGCACUAAAAAAAGCCGUAAUUCAUCCAAUAUACAAGGCUGGGGACAGAGGAUGUGUCGGAAAUUAUAGACCAAUUGCCAUUUUGAAUACCUUAUCAAAGAUAUUUGAGCGCAUCAUUGGUGUCCGCCUGACUAAUUAUCUAGAUAAAUAUAAAUUGAUAUCUGA
Molecule: messenger RNA, 2955 nt
Organism: Plodia interpunctella (Indianmeal moth)
Lineage: Eukaryota; Metazoa; Arthropoda; Insecta; Lepidoptera; Pyralidae
Exons: 1
Coding region: 18-758 (246 amino acids)
Source: RefSeq, a predicted model, not a curated record